AUGGAUGCUCAAAAGGCGAAUUGGCACAAAGAGAUGAUGCGGGACGCGCAUGUGAACACAGCAUACAUGGAAACGAGGAUGUUCUGCGAUGUAAGUCCACAUGUGAUGUUGAACUCUCAUGGUGCGUGGGAGAAAAUGGCUUCCGGAUCUGAAGGAUUGUCGAAGUUAGGUGUUCCUAUUCCUAGGUUUACCUCCAUGAUGCUUGUUGGGGCAGUCUUAAGCGAGGCGUUUCAGCCUGUGCAAAUGUCAUGGUUUCGAGACAUCUUUACCUCUGACAAUGACUAUAUGCCAAACGUUGCUGAGACCAUUGGCACAUUUGCUUUUGUCCUAAACUGGUUCCUAAGAGACCUCAAGAUAGUUCAUACUGAGUUCGGCCAAAUCGCUCAGUCUUCGGCAAUGGUAACUGAUGUGCUUGCCUUUGUUUUGAGCGUAUGGGCUCACGCUAGCCGCGAGUAUUAUAAUGGUAUGCGUGUGGGAGCUGCUUUAAUAGUCUACUUCGUUUUCUUGUACCUUGUGCGACAAGCCAUGCUUUGGGUGAUAAGACAUACACCAGAGGGAGCACCUGUGAAGAACAUAUAUCUCUACAUUGCUCUCCUACUAGCUUACUUGUCUUACCUUUACUGGAGUCACUUCUUGUUCUUCGGACCACUGGGGGCUUUUAUUCUUGGUUUGGCUAUACCCGACGGGCCACCAUUAGGAUCAAUGUUUACACAAAAGUUCGACAGCUUCAACGAGGGCAUAUUCUUACCCCUCUUUGGAUCACUCACCAUGAUUAAACUAGAUUGGUCAUUUCUACUACAAGGUUUUGGAAAUGGAGAACAUCUCCAUGGACAUAUCUACGAGUGUUUUUCAUUCCUUUUCGUCUUGUACGUGGCGAAAUUCGCAACUUCCUUCUUCGCUGCCGUAUCUGCAAAAAUGCCAUUGAGAGACUCAGUUAUUCUAGGUCUCGUUCUUGGCACCAAGAGUAGUUUUGAGUUGGGUUACGUACUCUACGCCUACGAAAAAGGCGGAAUGAGUCUGGAGACCUUCACGCUUAUAGGCGUAUACAUUUUGGCAAACUCUUUGUUAACACCAAUGGCUAUACAUUUCUUGUAUGACCGGUCCAAGAGAUUUGUGAGUUACGGACAAAGGAACUUGAAACAUAAGUCGGAACUGCAAAUGCUGGUGUGCAUCAACAAGCCUGACCACAUAACAUCCAUGAUCAGCCUUCUAAGAGCUACGUCCUCGUCUAAAGAAUCUCCAAUGGCAUGUUAUGUUCUUCACCUACUUGAGCUAGUUGGCAAAGCUACUCCAACGUUUAUCUCCCACCAGCUUCAGAAACCAAAGCCUGGAAGACGGUCUUACUCCGAAAACGUUAUAAGCUCUUUCCAACUGUUUCAACAGAUGAUUCAUCAGGACAACACUUCUGUACACAUGUUCACUUCUUUAACAUCCGCAAGAGAGAUGCAUCAACACAUAUGUAGGUUCGCCUUUGAUAAAACUUCGAAUCUUAUUCUCCUCUCUUUUCACCGCACGUGGGAUGCUAAUGGGGCUGACAUCAUCUCCGACGACCAAACCUUGAGAAGUCUUAACCGUAACGUCCUGAAACGUGCACCGUGCUCUGUCGGAAUCCUUGUCUAUCGCAAACCAAUUUGGCAAACCAAAUCCGUAGACACGCCAUGUCGUGUGUGCUUGGUUUACGUGGGAGGGGACGACGACAAAGAGACCUUAGCAUUAGCAGAGCACAUGAGAGGUAACCAACAAGUUUCUCUAACGGUGCUGCGUCUGAUCCCUAUGGCUAAGACCGACGAGAGCAACGAGUCGAAUCAGAGUGACCAAACGUUAGACACGAACGGCCACGAAGAGAAGCCUGAAGAAGAUAACUCCAUCACAUACAUUGAUAUGACGGUGGCAGAUGGGAGAGAGACUUCCAAGAUAUUGCACUCGGUGAGUUAUGACUAUGAUCUGUUUCUAGUCGGGAGAAGUAGCGGGAUUGGUACUGCGGUCACUAAAGGACUCAGGGAUUGGAUGGAGUUUGACGAACUUGGAGUCAUUGGAGAUUUGUUAGCAUCUGAAUAUUUUCCUUCUAGAGCCUCCGUCUUGAUCGUCCAACAACAAGAAAAUGAGUAG
Microthlaspi erraticum is the source of this 2109-nucleotide messenger RNA. The record is from the annotation of a GenBank genome assembly. Lineage: Eukaryota; Viridiplantae; Streptophyta; Magnoliopsida; Brassicales; Brassicaceae.